GGGAGCAGCCGGCAAGGCGGCCCCCAGCCCGGCCAGAGGGUGUACAAGCAGUCCAUGGCUCAGCGAGCCCGGACCAUGGCUCUCUACAACCCCAUCCCCGUCAAGCAGAACUGCUUCACCGUCAACAGAUCCCUCUUCAUCUUCAGCGAAGAUAACAUUAUACGGAAAUAUGCCAAGCGAAUAACGGAGUGGCCUCCAUUUGAAUACAUGAUUUUAGCCACCAUUAUAGCCAACUGUAUUGUGCUGGCUUUGGAGCAGCAUCUACCAGAUGGAGACAAGACACCCAUGUCAGAGAGACUGGAUGACACUGAGCCGUACUUUAUUGGAAUAUUUUGUUUUGAAGCUGGUAUAAAAAUCAUCGCUCUGGGGUUUGUUUUUCAUAAAGGCUCUUACCUCCGAAAUGGCUGGAAUGUGAUGGAUUUUGUUGUGGUCCUCACAGGAAUUCUAGCCACUGCUGGGACUGAUUUUGACCUACGGACCCUGCGAGCUGUCCGAGUAUUAAGACCACUGAAGCUUGUGUCAGGAAUCCCAAGUUUACAGGUUGUCCUCAAGUCCAUCAUGAAGGCUAUGGUGCCCUUGCUUCAGAUUGGGCUGCUUCUAUUCUUUGCUAUUGUGAUGUUUGCCAUUAUCGGACUGGAGUUCUACAUGGGGAAGUUUCAUAAAACGUGCUUCUCCAAUGAGACAGGUGAGGAGGUGGGAGAUUUUCCCUGUGGAGAGGAGCUUCCGGCCAGGCAAUGUGAGAGUGGAAGCACAUGCAGGAAGUACUGGCAAGGCCCCAACUAUGGAAUCACCAACUUUGACAAUAUCCUGUUUUCCGUGUUAACUGUCUUCCAGUGUAUCACUAUGGAAGGCUGGACCGACAUCCUCUACAACACCAAUGAUGCAGCAGGAAAUACCUGGAACUGGCUCUACUUCAUCCCUCUCAUCAUCAUUGGCUCUUUCUUCAUGCUCAACUUGGUGCUGGGCGUCUUAUCAGGUGAAUUUGCCAAAGAGCGUGAGAGGGUGGAAAACCGCCGAGCCUUUCUGAAGCUCCGUAGGCAGCAGCAGAUUGAACGAGAGCUAAAUGGGUACUUGGAAUGGAUCUUUAAGGCAGAAGAGGUGAUGCUGGCAGAAGAAGAUAAGAAUGCUGAAGAGAAGUCCCCUCUGGAUGGGAGGGCCGCCUCCGAAGGGCCGAUUCAACCAGGCACGGCACCGGCGGAGACUAGCGGCGGCAGCAGCUACAACAUGUUGAAAAGAGCUACAAUAAAGAAGAGCAAAAAUGAUCUGAUUCAUGCUGAAGAAGGUGAGGAUCAUUUCACAGACAUUUGCUCUGUUGGGUCUCCAUUUGCUCGUGCCAGUCUGAAGAGUGGAAAGAAUGAAAGUUCCUCAUAUUUCCGGAGGAAAGAGAAGAUGUUCCGGUUCUUUAUCCGGCGCAUGGUGAAAGCACAAAGCUUCUAUUGGAUCGUCCUCUGUGUUGUUACUCUGAACACCCUGUGCGUUGCCAUGGUGCAUUACGCCCAGCCAGAGAAACUCACCACUGCUUUGUAUUUUGCAGAGUUUGUUUUCCUGGGUCUGUUCCUUACUGAGAUGUCCUUGAAGAUGUACGGACUGGGGCCAAGAAAUUAUUUCCACUCCUCAUUCAACUGCUUUGACUUUGGGGUGAUUGUGGGGAGUAUUUUUGAAGUUAUCUGGGCUGCAGUGAAGCCUGGUACCUCAUUUGGCAUCAGUGUAUUGAGGGCUCUUCGACUGCUGAGGAUUUUCAAAGUAACCAAAUAUUGGAACUCCCUGAGAAACCUGGUGGUGUCCUUGCUGAACUCCAUGAAAUCCAUCAUCAGUUUGCUCUUCCUGCUCUUCCUGUUCAUCGUGGUGUUUGCUUUGCUAGGGAUGCAGCUCUUUGGAGGACAGUUUAAUUUUCAAGAUGAAACACCUACCACAAACUUUGAUACUUUUCCUGCUGCCAUCCUCACUGUGUUUCAGAUACUGACUGGUGAAGACUGGAACGCGGUGAUGUAUCAUGGGAUAGAGUCACAGGGCGGUGUCCACUCAGGAAUGUUCUCUUGCGUUUACUUCAUCGUCCUGACAUUGUUUGGUAACUACACACUCCUGAAUGUCUUCCUGGCUAUUGCUGUUGACAAUCUUGCAAAUGCACAAGAGUUGACAAAGGAUGAAGAGGAAAUGGAAGAAGCUACAAAUCAAAAACUUGCUCUUCAAAAGGCCAAGGAGGUAGCAGAAGUCAGUCCCAUAUCUGCUGCUAACAUUUCCAUAGCAGCUUUUGUAAAGCAAACUCGAGGUACUGUAUCUCGCAGCUCGUCAGUCUCCAGCGUAAAUUCACCCAAGCAGCAGAACUCCUCCAAAUCCAAGUCUGUUUGGGAACAGAGGACCAGCCAGAUCCGAAUACACAAUUUCCGAGCCAGCUGCGAGGCACUGUACAAUGAGCUCGACCCAGAGGAGCGAGUGCGCUAUGCUACCACCCUACACAUCCGACCAGACAUGAAAACUCAUUUGGAUCGGCCUCUGGUGGUAGAGCCAAGGACUGAAGGUCGGAACAAUGUCAAUAAGCUAAGCCCUGGAGAUGUCCAGGACAUUGAGCAGACCAAGACCAUCUCUGCUGAGUGUGCAGAAGCUCCACGGAAACAUCACCGGCAUCGGGAUAAAGACAAGACAGGAGAACAAGAGAAGAGUGACAUGACCAAGGAUGAGAACGGGGAAUCUGGCACAAACAACAAAGAGGAACGACAUAGGCAACACAGGAGCCGCAGCAAAGAAGCGGAGGGGAGUAGCAAGGAAGGGAAAAUUGAGCGCAGCAGAGGCCAGGAAGGGGGGAAGAGGCAUCAUCGUCGUGGGUCAGUAGAGGAAGGGGCUGAGAAGGAGCACCGGAGGCAUCGAACUCACCGGCACUCAGCUGAGCGGCAAGGCAAGGAAGGCAACGGAACAAUCAAUGGUGCCAGAACUGAGCGGCGUUCACGUCACCGAGGAGGGUCAAGGUCGGGGAAUCGAGAAGGAGAUCCAGGCUCAAAAGGAGAGAAUGGGGAAGAGCCUCACAGACGGCACAGAUUUCGGAACAGAGCUCUGUCAACCUAUGACCCAGUGGAGAAGGAGAAUGGGGAAAAAGAAGGAGAUGUUGGGGAAAAGGAUCAUAGGAACCAUCAGCCAAAGGAAAACCAGUGCGAGAUCGAGGCUGGGGCGAGUGUCAGUGUUGUCCCAGUGCAAACCCUUCCCAGCACAUACCUGCAGAAAGUGCCUGAACAGCCGGAAGAUGCUGACAAUCAGAAGAAUGUGACUCGGAUGACUCAGCCGCCGCUGGACAAAACCACCACUGUGAACAUCCCUGUUACCAUCACUGCACCACCGGAGGAGACCACCGUCAUACCAAUGAACAGCGUUGAAUUUGAAAGUAAAACUGAAGAGAAAAAAGAUGUGGAUGGUGAUGACUUGACAAAAAAUGGGCCGAAGCCAAUCCUGCCUUACAGCUCCAUGUUUAUCUUGAGUCCUACAAACCCAAUCCGACGCCUGUUUCAUUACAUUGUGAACUUGCGCUACUUUGAGAUGGUCAUCCUCAUAGUCAUAGCACUAAGCAGCAUCGCUCUGGCAGCUGAAGACCCUGUCCAAGCCGAGUCACCAAGGAAUGAUGCUCUCAAGUAUCUGGAUUACAUAUUUACGGGGGUCUUUACUUUUGAAAUGGUGAUAAAGAUGAUUGACUUGGGUCUGCUGCUUCACCCUGGCUCCUAUUUCCGUGACCUAUGGAACAUCUUGGACUUUAUUGUGGUCAGUGGGGCCUUGGUGGCAUUUGCCUUCUCGAGUUUCAUGGGAGGAACCAAAGGCAAGGAUAUCAACACCAUCAAGUCACUGCGAGUUCUGCGGGUGCUAAGACCCUUGAAGACCAUCAAGCGUCUGCCAAAGUUAAAGGCGGUCUUUGACUGUGUAGUAAAUUCCUUGAAGAAUGUCCUCAAUAUCCUGAUUGUUUACAUGCUCUUCAUGUUCAUCUUUGCUGUCAUUGCUGUGCAACUCUUCAAAGGCAGAUUCUUCUACUGCACGGAUGAAUCAAAGGAGCUAGAGAAGGACUGCAGGGGUCAGUACCUGGAUUAUGAAAAGAGUGAGGUGGAGGCAAAGCCCAGGCAGUGGAAAAAAUAUGAGUUCCACUACGACAACGUGCUUUGGGCUCUGUUAACACUAUUCACUGUCUCCACGGGAGAAGGGUGGCCAACUGUAUUGAAGCAUUCGGUGGAUGCUACAUAUGAGGAACAAGGUCCCAGCCCUGGCUAUCGAAUGGAAAUGUCUAUCUUUUACGUGGUGUACUUUGUUGUCUUCCCUUUUUUCUUUGUGAAUAUAUUUGUGGCGCUGAUCAUCAUCACCUUCCAGGAGCAAGGAGAUAAAGUGAUGUCGGAAUGCAGCCUAGAGAAAAAUGAGAGGGCCUGUAUAGACUUCGCCAUAAGUGCCAAACCACUGACCCGCUACAUGCCUCAAAACAAGCAGUCUUUUCAAUACAAGAUGUGGAAGUUUGUGGUGUCCCCUCCCUUUGAAUAUUUUAUCAUGGUCAUGAUUGCACUCAAUACAAUUGUGCUGAUGAUGAAGUUCUAUGAUGCUCCAGAAGCAUAUGAAGAAAUGCUGAAAUGCCUGAAUAUUGUGUUUACAUCUAUGUUUUCAAUGGAAUGUGUGUUGAAGAUCAUUGCCUUUGGUGUACUGAAUUAUUUCCGAGAUGCUUGGAAUGUCUUUGAUUUUGUAACAGUAUUGGGAAGUAUUACUGAUAUUUUAGUAACAGAGAUUGCGGACACGGACAACUUUAUCAACCUCAGCUUCCUGCGGCUCUUCAGGGCAGCAAGACUCAUCAAGCUCCUUCGCCAAGGUUACACCAUCCGCAUUCUGCUCUGGACAUUUGUGCAGUCUUUUAAGGCAUUGCCUUAUGUGUGUCUCCUCAUUGCGAUGCUCUUCUUCAUCUAUGCCAUUAUUGGCAUGCAGGUAUUUGGAAACAUUGCACUAGAUGAUGAUUCCUCAAUUAAUCGACACAAUAACUUCAGAACGUUCUUGCAAGCCCUGAUGCUACUGUUCAGGAGUGCUACAGGGGAAGGCUGGCAUGAGAUCAUGUUGUCAUGCCUCAGUAACAGAGCCUGUGAUCCACGAUCUGGCCUCACCAAAGAUGAAUGUGGAAGUGACUUUGCCUAUUUUUACUUUGUCUCUUUCAUCUUCCUCUGCUCCUUUCUGAUGUUGAACCUGUUUGUGGCUGUAAUCAUGGACAACUUUGAGUACCUGACACGAGACUCUUCCAUCCUAGGACCCCAUCACCUGGAUGAGUUUGUUCGUGUCUGGGCUGAAUAUGACCCAGCUGCCUGCGGGCGCAUCAGUUACACUGACAUGUAUGAGAUGCUGAGACACAUGUCCCCACCUCUAGGCCUGGGAAAGAAAUGCCCUGCUCGAGUUGCUUAUAAGCGCCUUGUGCGGAUGAACAUGCCGAUCUCGGACCAGGACUUAACGGUCCAUUUCACAUCCACCCUCAUGGCCUUGAUUCGGACAGCUCUAGAGAUCAAACUUGCUUCAGGAGGGGUGAAACAGCACCAGUGCGAUGCUGAACUAAGGAAAGAGAUCUCACUGGUUUGGCCUAAUCUGUCCCAAAAGACACUGGAUCUGUUGGUGCCUCCUCAUAAACCUGAUGAAAUGACCGUGGGGAAAGUCUAUGCAGCACUCAUGAUAUUUGAUUUCUACAAGCAGAAUAAAAACAGCAGGGAGCAAGUGCAUCAACCACCUGGAGGCCUUUGCCAGACUGGACCAGUGUCACUGUUUCACCCUUUGAAAGCCACGCUUGAGCAAACCCAACCUCCAGCAUUCAACAAUGCUAAAGCCUUCCUUCGUCAGAAAAGUUCUGCAUCACUCAACAACGGGGGCACGCUACCAGCUCCAGAGGGUGGGAUCAAGGAGUCCAGUUCAUGGGGGAUUCAGCGCACGCAGGACAUAUUUUACGAAACCAGGACACCGGCUUUUGAGCGAGGCCACUCAGAAGAAAUUCCCAUUGAACGGACAAGCAAACAGGUUGUAGAAAUGAGAGAAAUCAGCCCCACCUUGGCCAAUGGAGAGCACCAACCUGGCCUGGAGAGCCAGGGACGGGCGGCUUCCAUGCCACGUCUGGCUGCCGAAACUCAGAGGAGCAAAGCACGUUCACCUGGGAGUUACCUAGCACCCAUCCCAGACACAAGCCCCAUGAAGCGCUCCAUCUCCACAUUGACACCACAGCGUCCGCACCCCAUGCACCUGUACAACUAUUCCUUGGAGCGCAUGCCACCAGACCAGGUCCACCACCACCAUCACCAUCGCUGCCAUCGACGGAAAGAAAAGAAGCAGAAGUCCAUGGAUAGGCCCUCCUACCACCUGGCUGAUGGAGAUGCGGUGGCCCAGCCAGGUGAGACUUCUUCCAGGGAUAAGAAGCAGGAACGUGGCAGGUCCCAAGAGAGGAAGCAGCACUCCUCCUCUUCCUCUGAAAAACAACGCUUCUACUCCUGCGACCGCUAUGGGAGCCGGGACCAUUCUCAGCCCAAAUCUGCCGAUCAUAGCCGACCCACCUCACCCAACGGGGGACCAGAACAAGGGCCUCACAGACAGGGUAGUGGUUCAGUUAAUGGGAGCCCCUUGAUGUCAACAUCUGGUGCUAGCACCCCGUGCCGUGGUCGGAGGCAGCUCCCGCAGACUCCAUUGACCCCUCGCCCCAGCAUCACUUACAAGACCGCUAACUCCUCGCCCGUGCACUUCACCAGUUUCCAAACCGGCCUGCCCACUUUCUCCCCGGGACGCCUGAGCCGUGGCUUGUCUGAGCACAAUGCAUUACUGCGUGGGGACUCCCAGAACCACUCACACACCAUGGUGGCUCGCAUCGGUUCUGACCCUUACCUUGGACACCGAGAUGAUAGUGACAGUCCAUACCGUGUUGUUCCAGAGGACACACUCACCUUUGAGGAGGCUGUCGCAACCAAUUCAGGAAGGUCCUCAAGGACUUCUUACGUCUCGUCCUUGACUUCCCAGUCUCACCAAAUCCGCAGGGUUCCCAAUGGCUACCACUACACAUUGGGCCUCAACACAGGCCCUGGGACAGGCUCCAGAGGACACAGCUAUUACCAUGAAGCUGAUGAGGAUGACUGGUGCUAGCAUAAAGGCAAAACCAUUGCAGGUGUGUGCUUUUAAAAUUGAUGAGUUUUAUCAUCUGGCAGUCUGUACACUCAGACAUGCAUGGUACCCAGGGCUGGGGAGUGAGGAAGCAACCCCCAGAAGGAAAAUCCCACUGCAAGAAGUGUGUCUGUGC
Alligator sinensis (Chinese alligator) is the source of this 7261-nucleotide messenger RNA. It is a transcript of the gene CACNA1B, whose product is annotated as calcium voltage-gated channel subunit alpha1 B. Gene Ontology annotation, molecular function: high voltage-gated calcium channel activity; calcium ion binding. The record is from RefSeq and is a predicted model, not a curated record. Gene Ontology annotation, cellular component: voltage-gated calcium channel complex; membrane; neuronal cell body. The transcript is spliced from 51 exons. Lineage: Eukaryota; Metazoa; Chordata; Crocodylia; Alligatoridae. The annotation marks the transcript as partial. Gene Ontology annotation, biological process: chemical synaptic transmission; calcium ion import across plasma membrane.